Molecule: messenger RNA, 954 nt
Organism: Aspergillus ruber CBS 135680
Lineage: Eukaryota; Fungi; Ascomycota; Eurotiomycetes; Eurotiales; Aspergillaceae
Exons: 4
Coding region: 213-713 (166 amino acids)
Source: RefSeq, a predicted model, not a curated record
ACCAUGAGAACAUCGACGAGGGUUCGUUUAGCUUCUGGCCAAAUUUUCUGACACAAAUCAUCUGGUGCCUGGAACUCCAAGUUCCCGCCUACUGCCGUAAUCACUCUCUCCGAGGAGAUCAAGAAAAUUGAGAUGAUGAUAGGUUUGUGGACUUCGCAGCAGGAAGGGCCAUGCUCCCAGGAAUAGAUAGGGGUUGAAGAGAACAAGGGGGAAUGGCCGAAAGUCAUGUCUACACCCAAUCGGGACAUUGCGACUCUGCAGAAACUCGCCCCCAUACUGCUUUUCGCCUGAUGGGAUUCAACAUUUCGAUGCGGCCAGGCCCCAUGGCGAUGUACUCCACCCGUUAUGGGAGUGAAGGAAUAUCACACAUCGUGAAGAAUUGCUGGAUGUCAGUGGCAGAAGCAUUGUGUCCGGGGUUCUGCAGAAGUGACCUAUGUUUUAAGAUGAUAGCGAUCGAAGCGUCGCCACAGGUCUCGCCUGUUCGUAUCACACUACAAUGUCCGCAUCACGCUCAUCACAUUCUGGAAAGGGGAGAGCCGAUGGGAUUUAUUAUGCAACUGUACCAUUGGGGAAAUGGUCCGUGGAAUAAACAGGUUCUACUUCUGCCGGGUCCUGAUGUUUCCCCGGAAAACAACCAAGGAACAUGUCCACUCUUCCGCGGGACGCUGCAUAGUAGUCUGAAUACUGGGAAGCAUGGACCGUACUUUCUCUAACCGACUGGCUGGGCUCAGUCAGGGCGAAGGAUUCGGCUCCUUUCCUUCUUUCUUUCCUUUUCCCUUAUUUAUUUUGUAGCCCUUUUAUCCGCGGCAACAGCGAAUGUACUUUUGACGCAAAGCUCCGGAUACCCGGACCGUUGCUGUCUACAUACCGAUAGUAUGGUUCCACGACAAUCAGGGAAGUUUUCGAGCCAAUUGGACCGUUGAACGGCCUGAUUCCUCGCUCCGGGAUUCUCGU